This is a messenger RNA of Elgaria multicarinata webbii, 2691 nucleotides long. RefSeq names its product zinc and ring finger 3 (gene ZNRF3). The transcript has 8 exons. Gene Ontology annotation, molecular function: ubiquitin protein ligase activity; frizzled binding. Gene Ontology annotation, biological process: negative regulation of canonical Wnt signaling pathway; Wnt receptor catabolic process; ubiquitin-dependent protein catabolic process. NCBI's taxonomy places the organism in Eukaryota, Metazoa, Chordata, Lepidosauria, Squamata, Anguidae. The record is from RefSeq and is a predicted model, not a curated record. Gene Ontology annotation, cellular component: plasma membrane. The coding region runs from base 166 to 2691 and encodes 841 amino acids.
CUGGCGGCGGCGGCGGCGGCGGCGCUGGCCAAGGAGACGGCCUUCGUGGAAGUGGUGCUCUUCGAGUCCAGCCCCGGCGGGGACUACACCACCUACACCACCGGGCUGCAGGGCCGCUUCUCCCGCGCCGGGGCCACGCUCAGCGCCGAGGGCGAGAUCGUGCAGAUGCAUCCGUUGGGGCUCUGCAAUAGCAAUGAUGAAGAGGAUUUGUAUGAAUAUGGCUGGGUUGGAGUGGUGAAGCUGGAGCAACCUGACCUAGAACCCAAGCCCUGCCUGACUGUUCUGGGGAAGGCCAAGCGGGCUGUGCAGCGUGGAGCUACUGCGGUCAUCUUCGACGUCUCGGAAAACCCAGAUGCCAUCGACCAGUUGAACCAGGGCUUAGAAGACCCUCUGAAAAGGCCGGUCGUGUAUGUGAAGGGGGCGGAUGCAGUUAAACUGAUGAACAUCGUUAACAAGCAAAAAGUUGCCCGGGCCAGGAUCCAGCACCGGCCUCCUCCGCAACCUACCGAAUACUUCGACAUGGGGAUUUUCCUGGCCUUUUUCGUGGUGGUCUCUCUCGUCUGCCUCGUGCUUCUUGUCAAGAUCAAACUGAAGCAGCGUCGCAGCCAGAAUUCCAUGAAUCGGCUGGCAGUGCAGGCGUUGGAAAAGAUGGAGACCCGGAAGUUCAAAUCCAAGCUGAAAGGCUCCUGCGAAGGCAGCUGCAGUGCCCUGGACACCCUCAGCAGCAGCUCCACCUCUGACUGUGCCAUCUGUCUGGAGAAGUACAUCGAUGGGGAGGAACUGCGCGUGAUCCCUUGCACUCACCGGUUCCACCGGAAGUGUGUCGACCCGUGGCUUCUGCAGCACCACACCUGUCCCCAUUGUCGCCACAACAUCAUCGAGCAAAAGAAGGGAGCGCCGGGCCAGGGAUGUGAGGAAGCGGCCAACCAGCUGCGUAGCCGGCAGCAGCAGCAGCAGCAGCGCGUGAUCCUGCCGGUCCAUUACCCCGGCCGUGUGCACAGAGCCAGCCAGGUCACGGCCUACCCCACGCGGACCAGCAUGGAUCCCCACGGGAAUCCCAUCACAGUCCUGACGGUGGACCGGCACGGGGAGACGCCGGCCUUCAUCCGAAGCUACCAGCCCAUCCACUUGGACCACAACUUGAACGCCCACCAGUGCGCCGUGGAGCACAGGGCCUACCCGGCCGCCCACCCUUUCCGCAGGCCCAAGUUCGGCGGCGGCCACCCUUUCUCCAAGCCGGCUUGCUUCUCGCAGUACGAGACCAUGUUUCAGCACUACUAUUUCCAAGGCCUUAGCUACCCCGAGCAGAACGGGCAGCUCCCGCUGGGCCUGGCUGCCAAGGGCCCCUCCCGUGCCUUCCAGCCCGUGGGCGGCAGCGGCAGACUCUUUGCUCCUGUGCUCCACGUGGCGCCGUCCUCCCGCCUGGAGAGCGGCAGCAAUUCCAGCUUCGGCUGCUACCACGGCCACCGCUCCGUCUGCAGCGGCUACCUGGCCGAUUGCCCCGGCAGCGACAGCAGCAGCAGCAGCGGCAGCAGCUCCGCCCAGUGCCGCUGCUCCUCCAGCGACUCCGUGGUGGACUGCACCGAGGUCAGCAACCAGGGCGUCUACGGCAGCUGCUCCACUUUCCGGAGCUCUCUGAGCAGCGACUACGACCCGUACGUCUACCGCAGCAAAAGCCCCUGCCGGGGGGGCGAGGCCGGCCGAGGGGCGGUGCUACUUCUGGAAGGCCCCCACGCGCCCGCCCCGGCCGCUGGCGAGGGCCUGCCCGUGCCGGCGCCCUCCUCCUCCUCCGCUGGGGACCAGCUCUCGAACUGCAGCCUGGAAAUGAACUACAGCAGCAGCUCUUCGCUGGAGCACAGGGAGGGCCUAGGCCCGGCUCCCGAGGGCGGGGGAGGCCUGGACGCGCUUCCCGGGGAAGCCGGCCGGGCCUGCAAAGGGCCCCGGGAGCAAGCCUGCGCCUGCCGCUUGGAGGCCCAGCACGCGCCGGCCCGGGAGCCCUUGGGCAGGGCCGGCGAAUGCGGCGCCCUGCUCCUUGGCCCGCCGCUUUGGACAGGUUGUGGCCCCGGGCGGGAGCCCCAGGCGGGGCGGAAUCAGGGUCUGUACAGGAUUAGGACCGAAGGGGGGAAAUGCGAGGCCUUGCCCUGCUGCUUCUAUGAAGAGAAGCAGAUGGCCGCCGCUGCCGCUGCCGCCGCCAGCCCCAGCCAGCCCGGCUGCUUUGCCGAGGAUUACGCCGUCAACGUACAGUACGUCUGUGCCGAGGACCCCUUACCCGGCUGCUUCACGGGUGUCUGUGACCUGGGCCAGCGCAUCUCCAUCAUUCCUGAGGACCGAGACUGCGAGCUGGCCCUGCCCUUGGAUUGCCGUGGGAACGGCGGUGGCCCUUGGGAGAGGUCGCACGGAACCGCAGACGCGGGCCGGCUCCGGCGAGCUCCGGGGGAGGCCCAAAGCGAGUCGACGGAACAGCGAGAGGCGCGCUGCCAGCCGAUGGACUUUCUGCAGGAGGAAGCCCAGAGCCUGUUCCCCGGCCCUGCCACGAGCUGUCCAGAGGCGGCGGCGGCGGCAGGAGGCGUGGGUAAGCCGUCAGCUCCAGCAGGCGUGGGGUGCGAUGGGACGUGGAAGCAGGCAGGGAAGACCCAUGCCGUCCGCUCCUUCGACGUGCCUGCUGUGGCUGCAGCUGCCAAGCUAGGUUAG